Messenger RNA from Phascolarctos cinereus (koala), 2079 nucleotides. RefSeq names its product RAD9-HUS1-RAD1 interacting nuclear orphan 1 (gene RHNO1). NCBI's taxonomy places the organism in Eukaryota, Metazoa, Chordata, Mammalia, Diprotodontia, Phascolarctidae. Gene Ontology annotation, cellular component: chromosome; nucleus. Gene Ontology annotation, biological process: cellular response to ionizing radiation; recombinational repair; DNA damage checkpoint signaling. The record is from RefSeq and is a predicted model, not a curated record.
ACCCAAACAUCCCUAUGGAUCCCCACAGCCAGCCGCAGCUCUCCCAAGGCAUGCUCCAGUCAAACCAAUAGACCACAAGACCAUCACUUCUUGGGUAGGGCCAGUGAGUUCUUACACUAGGUGCAUUUGAUACAAGAGGGCUCUGCAGUUCUGUAUUUGACCCAUAUCGGGAGAAAGGUCACCCACCACCCACUUAGUGGUACACUGGGACAAGAGGCUGUUUCUGUCUGUUGCUAUCUGCCAUUCCUAAGCCAUCUAUUGAAACUGCUCAACCAACAGCUCUUCCCAUAAGUUGUAAAAAUGGGUAGAUUCAAAUAUCUUGGUGAGGGGAGAGCUAGAUAAUUGGGGGUUGAUCAGGAAAUAGCCAGUCAGAGGGAGAAUUGUUGACAUUUCGACUGACUUUACUUUGCAUCUCUUUUUAAAGAGCGGUGGGGAAUUUUGGCACAUUGUGUUCAUUUCUUCUCUGGAAGGUCUCCCCCCCCCAAAAAAAAGAAUAAACAGUAGUCUGAAGAUUCAGUAGUAUAUGCUUUUGCUUUGGUGUUCCCUUGUUACUGUUAACCCUUGGUGGCUGGCCUGAUAAAUCAAGACAUUACCUACCCCAAUUAGUUAUCUAAUUCCUUCAGGAACACGAGUUUCAACCCCCAUUCUUCCUUUUCUUUCUCCCAACCGCUGAUUCAUUCAAUCAGCAAGCAUUUAUUAAAAGCUUUAAUUGACAGGCACUGGGGAUACAAAAUACAAUUAAUUAAACAAUUCCAACUUGGGAAGUUGUUUAUAUUCCAAAAGAUAAAACAACAUGUACAUGCAUGUAUGUGUUCAUAUCUGUCUAAACAAACAUGCAUUCACAUACAUAUGGAAAAAUAGAAUACAAAAUAGUUAAAUACAAGUAGUUUAGGGAAGGCAUUAACGUGGGGGGAUCCGUACAUGUACAAGGUGGUGCUUGGGUUGUGUCUUAAAAGAAGAGAGGGAUUCUAAGAGCAGAUAUGAAGAGGAAUUGCAUUCAAGGCCCGAUGGCAGCCAGUGAAAAGAAUGGAGAGAGGUUGUCUUGUUUGAGGAACAGAGAAAAGGUGUCUCCUCAGUUUGAUAAUACAGGAGGCUGGUUGCCAGUCUACCAGAAACAACAUCAGGUGCCUUACAAUCUUCGGAAUCUGGCAAAAGGUUCAAGUCGAAAAGCAACCAAGAAUAGGUUUCCACCUCUGUCCUUUGAGAGUUCAGUGUCUUCCUCCAGUGAAGCUGCUUUGGACAAUCUCUCAGUUAUGGACUUUCCUAUGCAGUGUCCAAAGGACACUGCCAGAAGGCCCUUGAUCCCUCUAUUCAGUCCUCAAAGCUAUAGGGAAUUGUCUUCUCAUGACCUUCAAAAUUCAGGUUAUGUGGUUAUCCCGCCUGAUAUCCAGACCCCAGAGCAGUCCCCUGUGAAGGAUAUUCCCACAGACCAGAGGCAGCCUACGAGAAGGAGCUUCCCCCUCCUAAUGGAUCCUCCCAAGAGCCCAGACCCUAGCCCUGUACUGGUUGCAGACACACCGGAGGAGAAAUAUGGGCUCAAGGUAACUUGGAGACGACGAUACCAACUUCUUACAUGCCUCAGGGAAAAGGGGAAAUUGAGCAUGAGCCAGUUUUUUGUGAAGACAUGAGUGGAACCUUGAAAUAUUGAUUUUUUAUCAAUAACUUGGAUCCAGAAGGGCAGAAAUUUACAUUGCCCCAUGGAUGGUUUUUAUAGUGCUGCUAAUCCAAUUUCUGGCUCUUGAAGAUAUCAAAUCAACAGACUCAAGUGUGAUUUAGGACCCUUGGGGUCCCUCCAGUUGAUUUAAUAGGGAACCAUAUGCCCCAAAAUCAUCAUGUGAACUAAAGCUGAAGUUCCCUAAUGUGUUUUUUGGUGUUGCUAGUUAGUGGCAUAGCAUACACAAACCAUUAUUUUUAUAUUUUUCUUCCUGCUAUUUAUCCAGUUUAAAGAUAAUUCAUAGCACAGGGAAAAUGGUCGUUUAAUAUUUUCAACAAAUUGUAAAUAUGCACUUAAGGGUGGGAAGAUAACUUUUAGAAAGUAUUAAAAAUGUGUACAAAUAAAUGUGGAAAACUAUUAGUGAA